Moneuplotes crassus is the source of this 951-nucleotide messenger RNA. The record is from the annotation of a GenBank genome assembly. Lineage: Eukaryota; Ciliophora; Spirotrichea; Euplotida; Euplotidae.
AAUUAUUCAGAAUUUCAUGGAACUUUGGCUCAUUGUAAGCUGGAUACUCAGUAUCACAUUAAGUCUCAAUUCUAAGAUUAUCCUCAUGCAUCUUGAUUUUAAUGGAUCCAUAAGUUUUCUAAUAAGAUCUCCAUGUAUUCUUGGAAGUCCUAUAUUUUGUACAAACCUCAGCAACAUUGUAUCCAAAAAUUAAUACCUCAUGGUUGAAAGAUGAAGAACCGUUAAUUUCAGAAUGAAUUCCUCUAUUAUAGUUUUCUCCGAGUUUUCAGUUAUCUCAAUAGCACAGCCGAUUGAUGCAUAACUACCAAUUUUUCCAUUCAUCAUAUCCGUUCCUAUAACUUACCUGUAUCCCAAAACAUAUUUGCUAAUAAGGAACAGACCAGAGAUUUUUAAUCCACUUUAACCUGCUUUAGGAGAUUGACUCUUGUAGUCUCUUAAGAUAUUAAAUUCUGAAAUUAAAGCUCCUUACCACCAAUAUCAUAUGCAAUAUAGUUUUCAUGGGAAGCAUAUGCGAGGCCUUGAUUCCUUGCAAAUUUAUAGAUAGAGGCUGAUUCUCCUCCAAUACAAGUUUCCCCGACUUUGCAGUUUAUCACUAGUUGAGAUGAGAGACCAACUUGUGGAGCUCUUGUAUUAUUUUCUUUAACAAGGCCAUGAAAUUAAGCCUAUCACCAAAAGCAGAGAUAAUUCCUUGGACUCAACAUAAUCCAUAAUAAAUUGGUAUAUGUUUAUUCCUGAUGAUAGUUAAGCAAUUUGUUCUGUUUACAUUAUCCUAUCUCAACUACUCAGAAAGCUCUUCGUAUUCCAUAUCUUAUCGACUUGGAUCAUUAUCUAGAACAGCUCAAUCAUCAAAUAUAUUCUAUAACCCCUCAUCAAACUCUCACAUUUCCAUACUUCCUAUCUCCAACAACAAAAAUACCUCCAAAAAAUAUGAUCGCCAACUUAAAAUAAUUC